Branchiostoma belcheri (Belcher's lancelet) is the source of this 1902-nucleotide messenger RNA. RefSeq lists its product as uncharacterized. Lineage: Eukaryota; Metazoa; Chordata; Leptocardii; Amphioxiformes; Branchiostomatidae. The record is from RefSeq and is a predicted model, not a curated record. The transcript is spliced from 12 exons.
AUGUCGGAAGAGGAGCAACCGUCUCAGGCUGGUGACACUGGUGCCACACCCAUGCAGCAGCCUCAGCCUUAUUGGCGAUCACGUGCGGACGCCGCUGCAAAAAUACCCAACCCUAUGUACGCCUCCAAUGCAGGCACCACACCCACGCUGCAGCCUCAGUCACUGCGAUCACGUGCGGACGCCGCUGCCAAAAUACCCAACCCUAUGUACGCCUCCACUGCAGGCAACACACCCAUGCAGCAGCCUCAGUCAGUGCGAUCACGUGCGGACGCCGCUGGAAAAAUACCCAACCCUAUGUACGCCUCCAAUGCAGCCGACCCACCCAUGGACCAGCCCCAGACUGAUUACCUGGCACCUGCGAACGUCGCUGAAAACACACCCGACGCCACGUACGCAUCUAUACCAGACGGCCCGCCCAUGGACCAGCCCCAGACUGAUCACCAGGCACCUGCGAACGUCGAUAAAAACACACCUGGCGCCGUGCACGCCUCCAAACCAGCCGACCCACCCAUGGACCAGCCCCAGACCGAUAACCAGGCACCUGCGAACGGCGAUGAAAACACACCCGACGCCACGCGCGCCACCAUGCCAGUCGGCGCGUAUCCGGUCGGAGCGAGCGGCUGCCGUGGUGUCUGUAGCUUCCUCCGCGCCCGCCGCAGCUGCCUGGCCGCCGGCAUCGCCGUGCUGCUUGGCCUGGUCGCCGUGGGACUCGCCCCUGUCACGUUCAGCAACAAACAGGAAAUAUAUCAACUGUCGACAACUGUGACACGUGACCAAGACAACGUGCGUAAACUGUCCACCACUGUCGACACCCUGAAAAGCGACCAAGACGCCUUGAAGCGCGACCAAGACGGCAUGUCCACCACUGUUGACGCCCUGAAAAGCGACCAAGACGCCUUGAAGCGCGACCAGGACGGCAUGUCCACCACUGUUGACGCCCUGAAAAGCGACCAAGACGCCUUGAAGCGUGACCAAGACGGCAUGUCCACCACUGUUGACGCCUUGAAGCGCGACCAGGACGGCAUGUCCACCACUGUUGACGCCUUGAAGCGCGACCAAGACGGCAUGUCCACCACUGUUGACGCCUUGAAACGCGACCAGGACGGCAUGUCCACCACUGUUGACGCCCUGAAGAGCGACCAAGACGGCAUGUCCACCACUGUUGACGCCUUGAAGCGCGACCAGGACGGCAUGUCCACCACUGUUGACGCCUUGAAACGCGACCAAGACGACAUGUCCGCCACUGUUGACGCCUUGAAGCGCGACCAGGACGGCAUGUCCACCACUGUUGACGCCUUGAAACGCGACCUGGACAACGAGCGAAACCGAACCGCCGCCUUGGAGCAGCGUCUUCACAAGAUUGAGAAGACUUUAUCAUCUUGUACCAAAGGUUACACAAUCUGGCGUGACAUGUGCUACAAGGCCUUCGGCACACUCAAGACCUUCAGCGGAGCGGCCGCGGCCUGUCGUGCAGACGGCGGCACCCUCGCCAUGCCCCGAGACGCCGGGACCAACGCCUUCCUCAUCUCCCUGUACGUGGGCAGCGGUUACUUCUGGAUCGGCCUACACGAUCGGCGCGAAGAGGGAAGGUUUGAGUGGGUGGACGGGUCUGAACUUGGGUCGUACAGCUCCUGGGUUCCGGGACAACCAAACAACCUUGAACGCAACCAAGAUUGCGUCCUUUACGACGCAUCCCCUAGAGCAUACACGAAAGACAAGUGGAACGACUUUCCAUGCCACGACAUGAAUUACUUCAUAUGCCAGGCUGCUCCAGGUACUUAUUUUAACGCCGUGCAUAGGCGACAGGCGGGAGUCUCACCACUACUGUACAGCGGCUCUCUGACCAUCCGCAGUCAAACUAACUAGUAAAACUUAAGACCGGAAAUUACAGAAUUGUUUUAG